Messenger RNA from Glarea lozoyensis ATCC 20868, 690 nucleotides. Its product is annotated as S-adenosyl-L-methionine-dependent methyltransferase. The record is from RefSeq and is a predicted model, not a curated record. NCBI's taxonomy places the organism in Eukaryota, Fungi, Ascomycota, Leotiomycetes, Helotiales, Helotiaceae. The coding region runs from base 1 to 690 and encodes 229 amino acids. The transcript has a single exon.
AUGCUUCAAUCCAUCGAUGAUCUGCUGCUUCCUGUGCUCCUUGAGCAAGCCUUGAGUUCAAUCUCAUCGGAUUCGGCCAUUACCAUCACCGAAGUAGGAUGCGGAACUGGUCGCAACACAUCCAAGCUCCUUAGUCUACCUCCUUCGACGGUGAAGAUAGCCGAGAUCAACGCUCUGGACCUCUCCCCUCAAAUGCUGGACAUUGCGAAAUCACGAUACUCAUCGCUCAUCACACAAUCGGCACCUAAUGUAUCGUUCCACGUGUUUGACGCACUCGCACCGGACCAAGGAAGUGAUAUCGAUCAACUCCGCGGCAAAGCAGACAUCGUUUUAUCAACACUGGUCCUCGAGCAUCUCCCCGUCGACGCCUUUUUCACCACUUGUGCUUCAUUUCUCAAGUCUAGCGGACUCCUGAUCGUGACUAAUAUGCAUGCUGAAAUGGGCAAACGUUCGCAAGCUGGAUUCUUGGACACAGAUGGCGAUACGAAGGUGCAAGGAGAGAGCCACAACUAUGAAACCGACGAGGUGAUCAUGGCCGGUCGGAAAGCGGGAUUUGAAAUUUUAGAUGGAGGAUUAACUGAAAGAGGCAUUGAGGAAAGCGAUCUCCAGACCAGAGCUGUAGGUGAGAGGGGAAGAAAAUGGGUGGGAUGUAAGGUGUGGUUUGGCGGAACAUUCAGGUACACCGAUUAG